This is a messenger RNA of Xiphophorus hellerii (green swordtail), 1896 nucleotides long. RefSeq lists its product as uncharacterized. Bases 759 to 1790 code for a protein of 343 amino acids. Lineage: Eukaryota; Metazoa; Chordata; Actinopteri; Cyprinodontiformes; Poeciliidae. The record is from RefSeq and is a predicted model, not a curated record. The transcript is spliced from 8 exons.
UCAUCAUGACUCUGUUGUGGCUCACAUUGUUGCUUUUUCAUGAAGGACAUACUCUGGUUCCAGUGGUCACAGUUGAACUGGGUCAGUCUGUGACUCUGACUUGUGAUUUUACCAUGAAAUAUCAGAGCAACACAUGGCUUUACUGGUACAAGCAGAGUCCUGGAAAUAUUCUGACUUUAAUUGUGAAGAUAACGAAAACCAUAAACCCUAACUAUGGACCAGAAAUCUCUCCUUCAAAAUUCAAUGCAACAUCAAAUGAGCAUAGCAGCAGUCUAACAAUUUUCACAACAGUUCAUGAAGAUGAGGGGAUGUAUCACUGCGCUCAAAUGGACAGACUUAACUCUGUAUGGAGUGGGACUUAUAUAUCAGUAAAAGGAAUCUCUAAGAGGACAUCAAACUACAAAGUGUUUUCACAGCCAACGGUCUCAGAUGCAGCCUCCCCCCAGUAUCAAAAGUCCCACUGGAAGGAACUGAAUAGUGUUUUGUUCCCUGUUCCAGAGAAUUGUGUCAUGAUUAUUCAUUACCUUGUUUCUGUUUAUAUUUUGACUUUAGUAGAGAACUACUUACAAUGCAUGGAAACCCAAAGAUAUUUAACAAAAUGAAAUAAAUCAUAAAAAUGAGAAGAGAAGCUCACUGUACAGGAAAUGCCCUUUGAUUGUAUAUUCUGAAGUAACCAAUCAGACGCAUUUGACAUUCACGAUCUCCCCACCUCCCCCAGUUACUACAGGAUAUUUUUUCUGAACGAAGACACUGUCACCAUGACUCUGUUAUGGCUCACAUUGUUACUUCUUCAUCAAGGCUAUGCAUCAGUUCCAGUGGUCACAGCUGAAGUUGGUCAAUCUGUGACUUUGACAUGUGAGUUUAAUAUGAAAUAUCAGAGCAACACAUGGAUUUACUGGUAUAAGCAAAGUGCUGGGGAUACUCUGAAUUUAAUCGUAAUGCAGCAGAGAACAACAACCUCAACCUAUGGAUCACAAUUCGAUGCUUCAAGAUUCAAUGUAGCAAACACCGGGGACAGCAGCAUUCUUAAAAUUUUCAAAACAGUUCAACAAGAUGAGGGAAUGUAUCACUGUGCUCAAAGGGAUACACUUGAAUCUACAUGGAAUGGGACUUAUUUAUCAAUAAAAGGAUAUAAGAGGACAUCAAACUACACUGUUGUUCAACAGCCAACGACCUCUGGUUCCAUCCGUCCAACUGGCUCAGAGACUCUGCAGUGUUCGGUCCUCUCCGACUCUGAGAACACAACCUGUUCAGGAGAACCCAGUGUGUUCUGGUUCAGAGCCAAAUCAGAAAAGUCUUUUCCUGACAUGAUUUACAUUGAUGGAAAAAGAUCAGAAAACUGUGACAAAACAUCUGACUCUCAAAAGAAAUGUUUUUAUAACUUGUCUAAGAAUAUCAGCUCCUCUGAUGCCAAGACCCUCUCCUGUGCUGUGGCCACAUGUGGACAGAUAUUAUUUGCAAAUGAACUGAACCUUAAAAAUGGUAAAACAGAGGAAAACAACAUGCUGAUGGUCACAAUAGUCACAAUAAUCUGUUUGGUCAUUUCUGUAAUUUGUAAUAUUGUCUUCAUUUUCUUUCGAAUACAAAGAUCAGCAUGUCAACGAGUUAAAGAAAGCUCUUCCUCACCAAAAAGAAACAACUUUAGCCAAAUGGAAAAUGAUACUGAAGCUGGACCUGAUCUGAACUACGCUGCGUUACAUUUAUCUGAUGGCAAAAGAUCAAGAGGGAAGAAAAAGAGAGAGUUGAUGACUGAAGAAAGUGUGUAUUCACAGGUUAAAGGAUCAGCUUGAAAGUGACGUAUGCCAGCUUUCACUGAAAACCUCACUUCUGACAUGAAAGAGCAUACUGUUGCUAACACACAAAAGUUGUGAAUUCAAAUAAAACUUUGAUAGAUGA